Ctenocephalides felis (cat flea) is the source of this 1108-nucleotide messenger RNA. RefSeq names its product zinc finger protein 649-like. The coding region runs from base 1 to 1053 and encodes 350 amino acids. The transcript has 6 exons. The record is from RefSeq and is a predicted model, not a curated record. Lineage: Eukaryota; Metazoa; Arthropoda; Insecta; Siphonaptera; Pulicidae. Gene Ontology annotation, molecular function: RNA polymerase II cis-regulatory region sequence-specific DNA binding; DNA-binding transcription factor activity. Gene Ontology annotation, biological process: regulation of transcription by RNA polymerase II.
AUGCAGAACUUGUUUAAAUUUGGACUUCUCGAUGACGGUACAAUAAAUGCAUCAGAAACUCAAUGGCGUACCUUUGAAAAUGAAGAAAAACUUAAAUAUAACAAUCAAGGAAAAACAUUCAAUACUUCCAAUACUAUGGACGAAAAUUAUCACUUCAAUAUAGAAAAAUGCGAAAGCUCAAAUGGCAGCAGGCCAAAGGACAAUAUUUCUGUACUAUAUGUGCUGAACCAUAUGAAGGUUCACUAUCUAUCUCAGAGCAUUUUCAAUUUUUCUGCUCACCAUCCAAUGGUAGCUGGUAUAGGUGUCCAGGACGAGGACGAAAAUUAUCACGUCAAUAUAGAAAAAUGCGAAAGCUCAAAGGGCCCAUGCCCAAAGGAGAAUAUUUCUGUACAAUAUGUUCUAAACGGACUAAAAUUAUCACUUCAAUAUAGAAAAAUGCGAAAGCUCAGAGGGCCCAUGCUCAAAGGAGAAUAUUUCUGUACUAUGUGUGAUAAACGGUAUAAAAAUCAAGAAUCUAUCUCAGACCAUUUUGAAUAUUUCUGCUCACCAUCCAAUAGUGGCUGGUAUAAGUGUCCAGGACGAGUUUCUGUAUCAUACGCCCUGACGAAGUUUUUGAAUGAGUACGAGGAAGAAAAUCCACUCUGGCAUAGAUGUCCCAGUUGUAGAGAAGCAUUUCCAAGUCCCAGCAGCCUGAGACUUCACAUCCAAAUUGGUUGCAUAAAUGCCAGUACUUUGCAUGCAAAACAAGUCCAAUCUAUGGAAGCCAGAUUUAACGAUUUUAGAAAAUUGGUGCAUCCUGAGCCGCAUCUCAGUCCCUCCUACGUUGGCAUGCAAACCGUCCACAGGAGAAGAGUGCCAAAACCAAGUGAUGAUUUACAUGGAAAAUAUGAAUGUCCAGAUUGUCACAAAAUCUACAAAUGGAGACAACAUCUUAUCAGUCAUACGCGAUAUGAAUGUGGCAAAGAGCCCCAAUUUCAAUGUCCAUUCUGUUCGUACAGAGGACACCAGAGGAGCACCUUGAAGCGCCAUGUUAUAAGAGUGCAUAAACAAUAAUAAAGUUGUAUUAACUAUUUUUAAUGAGUAAUUUCUAAUUGUUUAAAAUAUUUCC